AUGCAUUUCCUCUGCCUUCACGGCGCCAUCGGCAACACCGAGACUAUCACCAUUCAGUUGGCACCACUAUUGAAGGAGUUAAACACCGACAAUUCAACAACAACCUUUCACUAUCUCAAUGGUCCUCUCCUGGUUUCUCCUCCCCCAGGAUUCGAGGCGUAUUUCGGUGUGGGACCGCAUUACCGGUGGAUUGAUGACGGCCAAAAGCCCGGAAAGUCCACGAUUCGGCGCGUCCGGGACCUUCCAACUAGCGAGAGCAAUGAUGAUGCCAUGAGGGAGGUCUUAGGGGAUGUACACUGUCGAAACUAUACAGAUCUCAUGGAUUACAUUGAGGGUGUCUUGGAGAAGAACCCAGAAAUCGGCGGGAUGAUCGCCUACAGCGAAGGAGCUGCGGCAGCUGCGACGUAUAUUCUCGAUGAACAACGUCGACAUCGCGAAGACGGCCGCGAGCGCCAAAUCAAGUGUGCCAUGUUCGUUGGAGGCUGGCCGGCCAUGAGGCGAGACACGAAGGGGUUCAUCCUUGCAGAUGACGGCGGGGAUGAAAUGAUCGACAUUCCCACGCUUCAUGUCCUAGGGGCGAACGACCCUUACCGAUAUGGCUCGGAAGCACUCUUUGAAACCUGCGAUCCUGAUGCAGCUGAGUUCUUUGAUAUGGGCAAAGGCCAUACUCUUCCACGGUCGGGGCUGGUGAUCAGUGAAUUAGCGCAGUCAGUGCGGGACUUGUUCAGAAGGACGGAGUAG
Molecule: messenger RNA, 741 nt
Organism: Aspergillus luchuensis
Lineage: Eukaryota; Fungi; Ascomycota; Eurotiomycetes; Eurotiales; Aspergillaceae
Exons: 4
Coding region: 1-741 (246 amino acids)
Cellular component (GO): cytoplasm; nucleus
Source: RefSeq, a predicted model, not a curated record